This is a messenger RNA of Stylonychia lemnae, 825 nucleotides long. The record is from the annotation of a GenBank genome assembly. NCBI's taxonomy places the organism in Eukaryota, Ciliophora, Spirotrichea, Sporadotrichida, Oxytrichidae.
AUGUUGGAUAGAUUUUCCAUAAUUAUUCUUUUCACAUAAAUGUUUGGCCAAUCAUGUAAAGUCAUCACUAGAGCUGCUAAUUAUGUAUUUUACCAAGGAAAAAGCUCAUCUUUUGAGACUCUUUAGCAGUAGUCAUUUACUCUUAUGGUUGGAAUGCUAUUAAUGAGGGAGUAAAAAUCAAGCUAUCAAAGAAAACUAGUUAGAAAAUGCAUCAGCUUACUUAUGUUCAUCUACUUGGUUUUCUAUAUAAGUCUAUUUGUUAUCACUGUAAAUGUAAUUCAAUAUUACUAUUAUAUUGAUGCGAUUCUUGAAAAAAUAACAGUUUGGACAGAUAACUCUUUCGUAUAUUAUCUGCUCACUUUUAUGGCUGGCUAAAUGCUAUUAGUCUAUGAAGGAACUGAUUUUAUUAAUGGAAUUUUGAUCAUGUGCUUAUUUUACCUCUUUGGAAAAAAUGAUUAUAGUAAGAAAAAGGCUAAAAUCCAAACUGGGGGUAAUAUAAAAAGAGAAUCAACCUCUGAAAAGCAAAAUGAAAAUGAUCAAAGAAUAAGUGGUAAUUCAGCUUCAACAGCUGACAGUAACAAUAAGUUAUCUGAAGUAAAAAAGGAUCGAAUUUCUCUAUAUAAAGAUUUGACUGUGUAUUAUGAGUAGACAAAUGAAAUAGACGAUGGAGAUGACGAAGAUUCUCUAUUUAUCGAAAACUACGAGGAUGAUGAAACUGAGAAUUCUAACUCCUUUUCAAAUGCAUCAAGUCUUUAAUACGAAAAUUUUAAUAUUAGAGAAAAUCUUGAAAGUGAAACCCUAUUUAAAAAGGCUGGUAUUCAGUGA